UCAGCUGGAAUAGCAAAAUUGGUAGGCUCGGGUUUGAGUUUAUCGGGAGCAAUGGUGUUCGCGUUUGUAAAAGGGCCUCUAGUUAGGUUGAUGAAAUGCUCAGAUUCAAUGAAUUCUAAGGAUUCCAAUGAAAAAUGGGUGCAGGGUUGCAUGCUUAUGCUUCUAGCCAACUUUAUUUGGGCAUCAUGGUUUGUCAUGCAGGCACCUCUAGUGAAGCAGUAUCCAUCGAAAUUUCGACUGAUAAUGUUGCAGUGCUUUUUUAGCUGCACACAAUCAUCAAUUUGGGCAAUGGCUAUGGAGAGGGACAUAGCAAAGUGGCGAGUUAAAUGGGAUCUCAAUCUUUUCUCUGUCGCAUAUUGUAAAAAAUGGGUGCAGGGAAUAGUAGUGAAUGGAAUAAGCUUCUGGCUGCAGCUGUGGGCUGUGGAGAAGAAAGGGCCAUUUUAUGCAGCUGCAUUCACUCCUUUGAUUCUCAUCUUCACAGCUCUCUUCUCUCUUUUAUUAUGGAAUGAGAUGCUCUAUCUUGGAAGUUUUUGUGGAGCGAUAUUGCUGAUAGGGGGAUUGUAUUGCGUCAUUUGGGGGAAGAAUAAGGAAACCCAAAUCAAAGAAAAUCAAGAAAAAGUUGAUGCAAAAGAGGAAAUGGUGGUGUAGGGCACUAAUAUAUCAUGUUGAUGUGAUGUGCAUUUGCCCCAUUUUUGUUGAUGUUUAAUAGCAGUAUGUUUUAAAAACCGGACCGAUGGACGAACCGGCAUAGCUACUGGUUCAUGGUUCAACUGGUCCAACCGGUCAAAUCACUAGUCGAGCAGAAUACUGUAGCAACACAAA
Salvia hispanica is the source of this 822-nucleotide messenger RNA. Lineage: Eukaryota; Viridiplantae; Streptophyta; Magnoliopsida; Lamiales; Lamiaceae. The record is from RefSeq and is a predicted model, not a curated record.